This is a messenger RNA of Adineta steineri, 2439 nucleotides long. Lineage: Eukaryota; Metazoa; Rotifera; Eurotatoria; Adinetida; Adinetidae. The record is from the annotation of a GenBank genome assembly.
AUGAAGAUUUCACAACAAAUAUGGAAUGAUCUAUUGAUGACACCAAAUAAUCGCAGUGUCACUCAAAUCAAAUAUACAGAUAAUGAAUGGUUAAAUGAACUGAUUUGUUUUGUUGUCAAUGGUUCUUAUGAGAAAUUAUUUAAUGAAAAUCCAAAUCUACGAGAUUUCAUCAAUAAAACUCAUGAUGAUAUUCAAUCGAUUGAGAUUAUGAAUAAAUUAAAUCAUGAUCAAGAACUUGUUGAUUUAUUGUAUGUUCUCAUUGGUAUUGCAUAUCUUCAAUUGUUUAUUAUUAAUAAUUUUCUCGGACCUAAAAUUGAACUUGAUAAUGAUGUUGAACAAUCAAUAUCAGAAAGUUCAAUCAAUGAAUUAUUAACCUGUGAUGGUGUAGUACCGGUUUCAACUGUUCAACAUUUAGAUUAUUUAUAUCAAGCAACAAAAGUAUUUAAUGUUGAAAGAAAUACUAAUUGGACUGAUUAUUGGUGGACAAUGCGGACAUUAUUUACUCAUCAAAAAAUGUUGGAAGAACGUUCAAUGACAUUAUGUGAUAAUAUUCAACGAAGCAUUGAUAAACUUCUUGCUUAUCAAUCGGAAAUGGAUAAAACACAACAAAUUUUAUUCUUUAUUGAAAUGGCUUAUGCAUCUCAAUAUUAUUAUAACUGGAAACAAGUCGAAACAGCUAAAGCUCAAAUUAUUGAAUUAUCAGGUUUAGAAAUUAAUUUAACAGGACAACUUGGUAAACGAACACGUUAUCAAUUAAAUAAUACAUCUCAAUUACUUCUUGAUAUUACAAGAAAAGAUUUACAGCAAACAUCAACUAAUAAUAACAAAACAAAUGAAGAAAUUUCAAUAUUACCUAAAAAUCUUGCAUUGAAUGAUGAUGUUGUCCUUAAUCAAAUACAAUUUGAAAAUGAAAGUGAUAAUCAAAAUUUGACUAUUCAAUUAAAUGUUAUUGAACAAUUAGCAUUAUUAUUAAUUAUAUCUGAUCGUCAAGUUAAUAAUCCACGUCAUGAAAUUACAACAGAAGAACAAUUAGCUUUUCUAACUUAUAUAUUAGCUCGGCCAAUAAAUUGGUGUAUUCAAACAUGUUCACUUACAUUUCGUUGUCAACAUGAAACAGAAAGUAGUCGUAAAAUUGAACGAACAUUAUUACAAUUACAAGAAUUAAUUGAUCAACAAGAUAAUAAAGAUCCUUCAAGUUCAUUUCGUUUAGAAUAUUUUCAUUCAACACCAGUAUAUCCAACAUGGAAAUUAAAAAGUGACAUUGCUAAUAUUUAUGUUAAACUUGGUCUCGUCAAUAAUGCACUUGAUUUAUAUUUACAUUUAAAAAAAUGGUCUGAUGUUAUAUCAUGCUAUCAAAUAUUAAAAAAACUUUCUUUAGCUGAACAUGUAAUUCGUGAACAAUUAAAAAUUAAAGAAACACCAGAUUUAUUAUGUUCAUUAGGUGAAGUAACUGAUGAAUUCGAAUAUUUUGAACGUGCAUGGAUAUUAAGUAAAGAACGUAAUGGACGUGCACAACGUUUAAUGGGAAAAUAUUAUUUUAAUCGAGGAAAUUAUGAAAAAGCUUGUGAACAUUUAGUGAAAGCAGUUGAAAUUAAUUCUUUACAGCAUGACACAUGGUUUUGGCUUGGUAGCGCAGCAUUUCGUACAGAAAAAUGGGAAUUAGGUGCACGAGCUUAUAGUCGUUGUACUAAUAUUGAAUCUGAUAAUUUUGAAGCAUGGAAUAAUUUAGCUGCAUGUCAUACAAAGUUAAAACAAAAAGAUAGGGCACAUAAAGUUUUUAUUGAAGCUAUUAAAUGUAAUUAUGAUAAUUGGAAAGUAUGGGAAAACUUUCUUUGGACUAGUGCUGAUUGUGGAGAAAUUGAUGAUGUUAUUCAAGCUUAUCAUCGUUUGUUAGAUUUGAAAACUAAAUAUAUUGAUAAAGAAGUAUUACAACGUUUAGUACAUUUAUUAUCUGAAAAUGAUCAAAAUGAAAUUUGGAAUAAAAUCUAUCAAAAAUCUCUUGAAUUAUUUGGAAGAUUAACAUCACAAGUAACUAAUGAUGCGGAUAUAUGGGAAUUAUACAGUGAUUUAUGUCAAUUGAAAAAAGAAGAUACUUCACUUGAUUGGCAUAUGAAAACUUUACAACAUUUACAACGAGCUCAACGUUGUGCUGUUAAUCAGUCAUCUAGUUGGGAAAAUGAAAUCAAUACAAUUAAUGAUGUUCUUAUAUUAUCAAAUAAACUUGCAAUUAAUACAAUUAAUAAACUUACGGAACAUCGUGAGAAUGAAAGUUUCAAACAACUAUGUCAUUCAAUCCGUCUUGCAUUAAAUUCUGUUAUGACUCGGUUAAAACAAAAAUAUGACACAUCAUUAUUGACAACGAAUGAAAUCAUGGCAGAGAAUGUUCAACAAUUAGAAAAAUCGCUUUUACAAUUAACUGAUAUGUUACUUAAAAGUUGA